GGAGGACGACGGCAUCAUGGAGCGGAUGGAGUCCAUGGAACCGAUCUCGGCGAACUACACCACGGCUUACCCGGAGAUCCAGCCCGACAGCGGCUACGGCUCCGGGGAGACCGAGAGCCAGGCGAAGACUCCACCAGCCCCGACAUAUGACGAGGAGUUGGUGCACAAGACAAUCCUGGUCGGGGACAGUGGAGUGGGAAAGACGUCUCUGUUGGUGCAGUUCGAUCAGGGCAAGUUCAUUCCUGGCUCCUUCUCAGCCACAGUGGGCAUUGGAUUCACGAACAAAGUGGUGACUGUGGACGAUGUAAAGGUCAGACUACAGAUUUGGGACACAGCAGGACAGGAGAGGUUCAGAAGUGUGACACAUGCAUAUUACAGAGAUGCACACGCUUUGCUCCUCCUGUAUGACAUCACCAGCAGAUCGUCUUUUGACAACAUCAGGGCAUGGCUAACAGAGAUCCAUGAGUAUGCACAGACCGACGUAGUCAUCAUGUUGCUGGGCAACAAGGCCGACAUGAACAGUGAGAGAGCCAUCAGGAGAGAUGAAGGAGAGAGGCUGGCCAGGGAGUAUUCAGUUCCCUUUAUGGAGACGAGUGCCAUGACCGGAGUCAACGUAGAGCUGGCCUUCACUGCUGUGUCCAAGGAGCUGAAGCACCGAGCCGUCCAGCACCCCAGCGAACCAAGUUUCCAGAUCCAUGAAUACAUUGAAGCACGGAAGGAGAAGUCAGGCUGCUGCAGCUACUUCUGAGUCCGCCUCCAUACACUCUGGCUGAACAGACUGCUGAGUAGGAGGAAGUCCUGUUAACUCACUUCUGCUCCCAAAAUACGAUGCUGCCAGUCACCCAAGACGAAAAGCCAAAAGUAGAGCAGUGGAGGACGAACCAAGCUAUAAACUCACAAAACUGCUUCCUGCAGUUUCUCCAAUACUUUUGACUGAUUUUUAUCAUUAUCAUUGUGAGCAUUAUGAUCUACUGAAUAUUUGUAGUAGACAUUUUAAGCAAAUCCUUACACUAUGCUAUUUGCUUUCUAUAUGAGAGUGAGAUGAUAAGAUCAAUACAAGUUCAUAGGUAGACUUGCUAGCAUAUACAGAAGGUGGAAGGCCAGUGGUUUCCUUCUGUCUUUUCUUAACACACCUGAACAUACAUCAAUGUGAUAAGAACUACUAAAAAGAGCCAUACCAACACCAACAUUUUCUUUCGUCUGUUGUUUAAAUUUGAUUUUGCAUCGAGCCAUUCGGGGUCGAUCCAGAUGAAUUUGCUUUAUUUUUGAUGAGCCGUCAUGUUGACCAUCUUUAAAUACAGUCGAUGGUACAAAUAUAUUUGUUCGCAAGUGACUCACAAGUUAUUCAAGUACAUUUGUGGCAUUCACGUAUUGCUAACGUCAGUAUGCUAUCAUGUUCAUAAUGACAAAGCUAGCAUGCGUGUUACACAAGAUAAGAGUUACCAUCUUCGGUUGAGCAUGGUGGUAUACUAAAAUGUACAAAAAAACAUUAAACAUAAAGUACAUCUGAGGUUGUUAUAGGAACACUAAGGGAAUAUGAAUUUCUAAAUUAAAGUUUAGAUUUUAACAGCAUUGUUGGUGGCUCUAUAGCUUUAAUGUUGUCUUACAGAUGUGAGUAGUAUCAACCUUGUCAUCUAAUGCUCGGCAAGAAAGCAUAGGAGGCCAUUUUCCAACAUGUCAAAUUAUUCCUAUGUAUAAUUUAUGCUUUUGUUUUAAUGGAUUGUUUUUAUCCUGCAAGGUAAUAUUUGUUGAUAUUUGUUGAUUAUUUGCCUUACAAAAUCAUUGACGCACAACCAUCAUUGCUGCAACCUUGUGCAACCAACAGGUCCAGACAAAGGCCACACACAAUGUCUGUGUCAUGAUUCAAAUCCAAGUGUGUGGACACAAGCCCUGCCUGUCCGUGACUCAGUCAAACUGCUCUAGUCUUCAGAAACUCCUCCAUAAGUGACAGCUGGAGAAAAUGCUGAUGCGUCAACGAUAAAAAAAAAAAAAAUGUCACCUGACAUGUGUGGAGGAUGAAAGAUUGCUGAAUAAGACCAGACGGAAUACGAGAUGCUUGGAUUUCCGAUGUUGUCCUUCAUUUGGGAAACACCUAAAACAUAGGUGUGAGUGAGUUAACAGGUUUUUCAUAAUUGUUUACAAAAUGUUGGCUGCAUUACUUUUUUCCUAAAAUGUAUAUUUAUUUAUCUAUUUAUUUAUUUAUUUCAGUUUGCAUGUCUGCUGGAUUGCAUGUAGCAGAUCUGUGUGCAGUGCCUCCAGAACAAACAGUAUUACAAUCUAUUUAUAUUUACAUCGAGAUCAACGUAGAAAUGUGAACAAUUAAUGUGGAUAUCUAAUCAUAUUUCAACUCAGGGCUCUCAGGGUUACAUUUUGUUUUGAAAUGCAAUACCCCAUGUGUAACAAGACCACCUAUUAAAGCUGCAUUCUUUAAUGAGAAUUCAUUUAGGGUUGAGGGUCUGGCAACAAUGUAUAGGUUUGAUCUUCACACUCUCAUUUUGGUCGCCACCAACUCCUGAGAUACCUGGUUAUUUGGCUGCUGUGUUCUGUGCUUUGCAGCUUUAUCUAUCUGUCAGACGCCCAAACAUUUACAAAACAAUUACACAGAUAUAUGUUUCUACCAGUGGCUAUAUUCAACUAUUGUUUGGUGCAGAUUCAAAGCACUGAUGAUGUCACAGAAACGGUUUCAUGUUUAAAAGAAGCACGUUUAUGAACAGUAUGCAACAAAUGUUUGAUAUUGAUCGUUAAUUGUAUGCUCUUUGUCAGCUUUGGGCAGCUCAGGUCUUGAUCUACAAUGACUCAGAUUUUGGCCUUUAGACUUUGUAUACACUGAACAGUUGUCUGUUGUCGGGCCACUAACUGCUAAAAGUUAUAUUUGAUGUGUUGUAUGCUGCAGAAAAAAUAAAUUAUUUUAACUGA
Molecule: messenger RNA, 2916 nt
Organism: Pleuronectes platessa (European plaice)
Lineage: Eukaryota; Metazoa; Chordata; Actinopteri; Pleuronectiformes; Pleuronectidae
Product: ras-related protein Rab-37
Exons: 9
Coding region: 17-748 (243 amino acids)
Biological process (GO): regulation of exocytosis; protein secretion
Cellular component (GO): endosome; Golgi apparatus
Molecular function (GO): GTPase activity; GTP binding
Source: RefSeq, a predicted model, not a curated record